AUGGUUUCGUACUCUGGCUUGCAAGAAUUUGAAAAAGAUGUAUUGGAAUUCGAAGCCGAUAGAGACAAGAGCAUGGGGUACACAUUUGAUCCGAGGGAUUGGAACAGAGGCAUCGAGAAUAUUGAAGAACAUCAGACUAGUGAGUUUGAAAAUAAAUAUCGCAAAAUCUUUAUAUCGAAAAACGUUUUAAAAAGGAAAAAGAUAACUUUGGUUCAAAGAAAUAUAUUUUCCAUUUUUCGCAUUUUUUUAAUAAUUUUUUUUAUUUCUUCUGACAUGAAAAUCCCUUAUUACCACCCUUUUGUAAUGCCAAUUCUUUUGCUGACCUACACAUGACCUUUCCUUGUUUAAUGCACUCCGGAUAUGAGGCUUUUGUAACCAGAACUUGUCGCCAAACAAUGCCCAAGAAGUGCUAAAUUGAUGCGCUUUUUGUCCGCUCAAGAGUUGGCAAAUAUGCGUAGAGAAGGCGAAUGUUUUGCCACUUUCAACGCAAAAAUUUCAGGGAAUUUUUUGGAGGUGGUUUGCGAAAUACGUAAAAUUUAUUUUUUUAAAACAGUUUUAAAAAAAUUUGAAAAAGAUAGAAUUGAGGAAUUUCUCAUGGAUAAAAUAUUAUAAUUGGACCCUGAUUUGUCCGUUUUUUCUUUUGUCAACCCCAGAAUUCACGGCAAUGUUGAGUAAUUAGCAAUUAUCCACACAUGUGUGACCUUUUUGUUUUGUGACUUCCAAAUUGUUGCGCAAUCCCCGUAAUAACAGAGUUGGCCAAUUAUUUGGUCCCCGAAAGAAUAUGUUGUGGUAUGUUGGCGUCGGUCGCAGCAGGGGAUUUGGAGAAAACAUGGAUUUGAAUGGGAUUUGGGGCUUUGAUGAAAUUUAUUUAUUGGCAAGUGCAAUUUUCUUAGAUUUUUUUUGAAUUUCACCAGAUUUUCGUUGUAAAAAUUACAGUUUAUGAACUUGACAGGCAUCAAACAUAUUCCAUUUGCCCAAUUUUUUGUUAAUUUAAAAAAUUUUGCAUAAUUUUAAAAAAUUUUGCAUAAUUUUAAAAAAUUUUGCAUAAUUUUAAAAAAUUUUGCAUAAUUUUAAAAAAUUUUGCAUAAUUUUAAAAAAUUUUGCAUAAUUCUGAAAAAUUGCAGUAUCAAAAUAUUGAACGUUUUGAAAAUUUUUUUUCGGCCUUCGUAAAUACCCUAAGGGCAGAUGAGGUUAUUUGACCUGGAUUUGUCGUCCCCGACGCAAGAGCCCCUCGAAUAUUUCCUGCUUUUAAAUUUUUGACUUGUUUUUGAAGCGGAAAAUUAGGUUCAAGAGCGGCCGGGAAAGGUAAUUUGAUCGGCAUUGGCCCCACCGGCCGACACGGGAGACCAGCGGAGGAUUCGCAGGUAGUAAAGAGGAGAACAUUUUUGACAAAGUCAUCGGCGGCUUUGGGGAAUUUUUGGACUUUUCUCACAAUCAGUUCUUUGCAGUUUUGGGUUUCUGAAAAAAAAUUGGCCUAAAAAUUGACCCGAAUAAUCUCAAUUUUUUGUAUUGGCAAGUUUUAUUUUUGAAAUGCUUAAAAAAUAAAUUAAAUUUUUAGUUCAGAAUUUCCUAUUUAAUAUUUUUCAAUUUGAUCUCGACUGAUUUUUAAAGCCGUCUUUUGGAUUUUCUAACCUGAAAGUCGACAAAAUGAAGUCCAUUGAAGCGUGAAGGGUUGAAUAAGUCUUGAUUUCCCGCGAAAAGUAAGAUCAAUUUAUAUUUUUGAGAAGCUUUUUGAUGUGUAAGACAAUAUAACCCUUCUGUCUUUUAGUAAAUAUUCGAAUUAUAAUACUUUUUUUCCAGCCAAACUUUAUAUUUCCUUCGAAAUUUCAUAACAAAUUUCCCCCGUAGAAUUGGCCGAUUUCCGUUUCUUUGUGCGAAUUUUCAAAUCUCCCAUAACGGCGGCCUUUCAACGCCUUUCGGCCGUCUUCGCGCACGCACAUAAUUGGCCGAGAUUUGGGCGUUUUUAAAAACACACUUCAAAUCCAAUUAACCGUGCCGAUUUUCGACCGCCGGGGAUGCGCAACCCCAAACAAGUUUUGGCCGCAGGGCAGUUGGGCCAAUUUCUGAUGCGCGGGCGUUCUCGGAGGGCUAACGGAGUUAGCGAGGAGUUAUUUUGCUGGAAAAUCAAUUUAUAAAGUUAUGACGUUUUCAUGUAGUUACAGUGGAAGUUGCUCAAGUUUGACCUUGUUAUCUUGUUUGAAUUUGAUGCUAACUUGGAACAUUGGAACAUAACCUUCUAGACGAUUUUUCAAUCUUUGUCAUUUCUUUUUCAUGAGGGAAUUUACUCAUGAGGCACAUAAUGGUGCUUAUACAAAAGCUCAAUUUAUUCUGGUAGAAGUUUGAAAAGUUACAGCCAAUAAACGCUUCUCGUCAGACCAAAUCUCUUCAGGUUGCGUACUCUCUCGAAAAAGAAGGUCUAUGUUUGCCGCUAUGGGCGCCAAUUCCUACUUAUGUUACAUUGAUUGACAUGGGGUAUAUUUAGAUUACAUGAACAAAAUAUGGAGAACUUGACGCGUACCUUUCACAGUUUUCAAGUCAUACCCAUAACCUUAUAAAACAAAUAUUCCAAUUUAUGGAAUAUUCUUUUUAUUGACAUCCAAGCCAUGCCCCAGAGAAUAGUGUUUACUUCAAAACCAUAUCCCAAAUGACUUUGUCCGCUCUAAUAUGCAUGUCCUCCCCCAUACUCACCUUUGUCAAAACUUCUUUCAACUCGCUCCCUGACCAUUUAAAUUCGCUCCCACUUGUCGCGUUCUUUGUUACUUGUCUCUUUUUUCGCUCACAGAUUCCCUGAGGCUAAUUCGUUAUUCUUGUGUCCACUUUGUGUCCCCAAAUUCGGAACAUAAGUUUUCUCGCUUCUUUUUAUCCUGAAAUUUUUAUGCGCGAGAAAAUUUUGGAGCGGAAGGUGAAGGCUCUUUAAGGAAGGGGCCUGGGGGGAAGUGCGCAAUUUUAAUAUUAGGAUUAAGAGCUUGCGAGAAUGGACAUUUCUUCAGGGCAUAACCUAAAGGAUUAGGAAGGGGUUUAUGAGUGAGUGGACAAGUUGUUGAGGGGGAUUUUGCGAAGGAAAGGAUUGGAAUUUGGUCGAAUUUUGAGGUCGAAUGAGACCGUGGUGUAGUUGAAAACAUGGGUUACUUAUUCCUGUAGUUUUUUGAUUAUUUUUUUCCAAAAAUUGAAAAUCCUCAACCUGAUGUAUUUUACAAUUUUUUUUAGCUAUUAUACCUUUAUUUUUACUACAAUUGCUUCAUGAGCUCCUUCAGAAUUGCACCCUCACAAAUUCCUCUCCCUUUUUAUGCAAAUUCAAGCUCAUCCAUCUUAGCUCUGUUUACCUCCGACAUGCUCUUUGUUUACAGACGCUAAUGAAAGGGACAAGUGUUAAAGUCGUACGAAACAGACGAGAAGAAUUUGGUUAAAAUUUCUUGAAACAGACUCGCCCCGUCCUUUCCACGUCCCUUCUCCAAAACUUCGCCUAAAACCAUAAUUUGCGUACCUAAUUUGAGGGAUUUGUGAGCGGCCGUCAAGGUCGCAUUCGGUGGUUACUUAUUGUCCGCGCUCAUUGUUUUGUAAGGUUUUAUACAUGGGGUACGAUCUAUUACAUUGUAGGAGACUCAUCUGAACUAAUCUGACUACAAGUGUAUUCUUUACUGUAAAGUAAUGCCCUUUUGUCAUCAUUUUAUAUGAUCCUUUCCCUCACAUUCCAAUCAAUAUUGUCUUUGGCCUCGAAAGCCACAAGGUGGUUAUAAGAGAGAUGUAAUUAUGAUGGAUUGAAAAGCAUGUCAUUUGAGCUGAACAAACCUCUAAUCUCUGUGUGGCCGUCUCCUCAUCGCCUGCCCUCUUUCGGCCCGACUUUUCUUUUGAUUUCGUUUUGAGGAUCAGUUGACAAGAAAAGGAGGAGAAGAGUUCUUCAAAUUUACCUGAGGGGACAGGCCCAGUUUUUUCGGACGGCUACUUUGACUCAUCUUUAUAUAUCAAACGUCGAGUCCGCAGGCGUUAUGAGGGAUGGUUUUGGGAGGGCAUGAAUUGAUUUACGAAGUACAUACCGGUCGAGUAUGUGUUAAUGAAAUAGGAUUUCCCGUGGCUGCUUUUUGGCUAUGCUACAGUGAUGGACCUGGUGUGCUGUUUUGUAUCCGUAAAGGGUUAAAAAUCCUGCAAAAUACCUCCCUUCUUUGUCCAAGAAAGGAGAAACAGCGCAAAGAGCGCGGCACAGCAUUCCGAACUUUUUUCGCCGCCGAUCGGUGUCCAAAAAAAUGAAAAAUUAAAAAGUGCACAUUACAUUUUCAUGUGUGUAAGGGUAGCCAGAAGAGAUACCGGCAAAAACAAAAACUCUUUAUGUAGAGUAAUCAAUUUCCUUUCAGAGUAUGUAAGUAUUGUCUUCAGGUUGUCCGCUACCUUUGAGAAAAUCGUCACUAAAAAAUGGAAAUUUCGAUUUUGAAUGCCAAAAAAUGUACUUUCUUGAGGCCGCCAAAAAGAUGUUGGAGUCUAUCGUAAAGAGAAUUUCAAGGGCUACAACAUAUUAAAAUUUCAAGAUUUUUGUGGGGUUUGAGUCAAGUUAGAGUGAAAAAACACUUGAUUUUGCACUUUUCUUGAUUUAUUUGCACUUUUAGUGCAAAAAUAAAAAACCAUCCGUGGGCGAUGGAAUCUGUGUGUCAUGUCGGAUAUGCAUGCCAAACAUGAAGCUUCGCCGACGCUCCGGAGUCGCUGAAUAUCCGUUUAAAUACGAAACCUUAGAGUACUAUUUCUGUCGUUUGAAAUCGCUUUAUGUGCUCCAAGAUCCCUUCUAUCAAAAAUAUAUUGUGUGUAUACAGUGUAUAACAACUGCAUAACGACUUAGUUGCAAAAGUCUAACUCAGAUUGGCGGUUAAUUUAAUUGGUGUUGCAACAUCAAAAAUUGGCUCUGGGAAGGAUUUUCUGCCAAAUUCAAUUUUCGAAAUGAAAAAAAUAUAUCGUGAGUAAAUGAUAAGAAGUUGUUAUACACUGUAUAUAGACAAUAUACUUUUGAUCAAAAGGUAUCUUGGAGCAGAUAAAGCGACUUCAAACAAUAGAAAUAGUACUCUAAGGUUUCGUAUUUAAACGGAUAUUCAGCGACUCCGGAGCGUCGGCGAAGCUUCAUGUUUGGCAUGCAUAUCCGACAUGACACACAGAUUCCAUCGCCCACGGAUGGUUUUUUAUUUUUGCACUAAAAGUGCAAAUAAAUCAAGAAAAAGUGCAAAAUCAAGUGUUUUUUCACUCUAACUUGACUCAAACCCCCACAAAAAUCUUGAAAUUUUAAUAUGUUGUAGCCCUUGAAAUUCUCUUUACGAUAGACUCCAACAUCUUUUUUGGCGGCCCCAAGAAAGUACAUUUUUUUGGCAUUCAAAAUCGAAAUUUCCAUUUUUUUAGUGACGAUUUUCUCAAAGGUAGCGGACAACCUGAAGACAAUACUUACAUACUCUGAAAGGAAAUUGAUUACUCUACAUAAAGAGUUUUUGUUUUUGCCGGUAUCUCUUCUGGCUACCCUUACACACAUGAAAAUGUAAUGUGCACUUUUUAAUUUUUCAUUUUUUUGGACACCGAUCGGCGGCGAAAAAAGUUCGGAAUGCUGUGCGCGGCUUUUGAUUUGGAAACAUGGGGAUGCAUUUUUCACUUUGUGAAACAAAAGGCGGUCUCUUAAAGGCAGUGCUCUUUUGAUCAGAGAAAGGAGGCAUUUUGCGGUAUUUUUGAUUUUUCCUGCAUACAAAGUUGCACUUUUAGAGCGGCUGGAUCAGAUGCGCCAUUGUAGGACCUGCGUCAUUAAAGAUUCAGCUUUAAGAUCUCAAUAAUUUAUGCAAAGCACCAACUGAAACUCUCACAGAAGCCUUGGAAAACGCUUGACAAAGAUUAUUGCUAGUUUCUAAAGUUUUACAUACAUAUAUGCUCGCAUCUUGAUCAAUUCCACUGUAAAUUAAUCCUCGUCCAGCCUUACUCAAACUGAUAAAAUCCCCCGUCUAAUCCACUCACUCCUUCUAUGUAAAACUGACACAAUGUCCACUCCGUUUCCCUUUCGCCCUUCGCCAAACUUCAACCGGAAUACCGCUCGAAAUGUGAGGGGAACCGUCCGGUCGAAGUGGAUAAUAAUCCGAUUAAUCGGACCAAGAUAAAACCCUGUCUGCACAAGACGAACACCCGCAAAAGAGCCCUCGCCAAAAGCGGAAUAUAUAGUUUUCAGUUACGUUAUUGACUGACUACUCUUUGAGAGGGAACUUUGGAAGAACUGUAAGUGAUUUUUUAAUCUUUUGUGGGUUGGAAAAUGCAAGAGUUGGUGGGAAACGGAGGAAGUCGGUCUUUGAUCGGCGAAUAUAUGAAAUUUUGAGGGGAUUCUUCGUUUUUACGGAGAUUUUUGACUAUUUUACGAUGAUGCCUGAUUAGGAUCACAUGUAUUUUACAAUUCAAGUCCUUGCUUUUAUCACAAAGCCUAUUGUUGCGCAUUUGAUCCAUUUCUUUUCCGUUCUUCCCAUCCUGUAUUACCCGCGUAAUCCGCCUUCCAUUAUUCCAUUACGUAACAUUUGGCACUCUAGGGGUUUCGCGCAAUAAUGAGCUUGUUUGAUCACUAAUUUUCAGAGGCUAAUUAGCGGAUAUUAUGUGAAAAAGAAAAGGAUGUUCUGGGGUGCGAGGAAGCGCUAAUAACAGAUAGCUGGAGGUAAACUGCGACAUUGUUUGAAAGGGUUAUAUUUUUGUUGCAAAUGAUGAUCUGAAAAACAAACUCUUUUGUACCCAAAAGUGGAUUGCGAUCCUUAAAAUCUUCGGUUAUGCUUAGCCUGGACGUUUAAAAACAUUUUGCAAGAAAUCACGUAAAAUGAGAGAGUAGGCUCGACAAAAGAACGUCUCUUUUUUUAUGGUUUCAAAUGCCACUUGGAAAAAAUUGAAUUUUUAUACGAUAUAAAAAAUGCUAUCUUUAUACAUAGUAUAAAAAAUUACUACGACUAUUUUGUCAUUUUUUCAUCCAUAUCUUUACAACCUCAAAAAUUUCAUCUUUGUUGCAAAAUCGGAUAAAAAAUCAGUUUCGAAAAUUUCGGCUGACCCCAGAUUAACUCGUUUCCCCGACCUUGCAAUAGUAGAGGAUUAGUAUUAUAUGUUCAUCCAACUGAAUAGCCUCAUCAUCUUGCUCUUGAGGGUAAGCCGGAGAAAAAACAAGGAGGUCAUUAGCGAGAAACCCGGGAAAAUGGGGAGUGACCAUCAAAAUAUAAUAGCCCCAAUUUCUAUGAAUUACUGUCUCAAUUUUUUACUUUGCUACUCAUAACUUAAUUUUAAAAAAAAUUUUGCUUUUUUUAGUAAAUUCAGCUUUCGUGUCCAUCAUUUUCCCUCAAUUAACCCGGCCAUUCAUGUAAUGUUAUGUAAAUACGACGUAUCUUCUCCUUAUCCUCGUACUAUUUAUUUAUUUCUCGGCACGAAGCCGCUUUUUUGUUCGUGUUUUAAGGGGGGUUUCACGGCACUUUUUGAUUAAAUUUCAUUUUUCGUGUGUUCUUUUCUUAUCCUAGCACUAGCAGAUGUAAAGGGGAAUUUGGAUUUGAUGUUGCUGGGGUGAAAGGACGAGAGUUUCUAGAAGCAAUUGGAGGAUUAUCUAGAAGAUGUGUUUCGUUUUUAUUUUUGAAUGUGGAGGUUUAAGAAGGCCGGUACAGCUACUUUUUAACCGCUGUUUUAUGAAUUGUGAGACAAAAUGUCCAGAAAAUUCCUUUGGCUAUUAUUCCAAUAACAACAGGGAAGAAUUCUGGUACAUUCUAAAUGUGUACUAAUAUAUAAUUACUAUUGUACUUUUUGCAAUUUUGCUUUGUUUCCAGCAGGAAACACAAAAAAUUUUUGACGUUUCGUUGCCCGAGCCGUUAAAAGUGCGAUUCAAAAGUAGCUGUACACUCCUCAAAUUGCAUAUUUUACCGUUUGGUUAUGUAAUCUAUAAUGCCUAACUUAACUAAAGAAUUUUACAACUAUUAGGCGUAGAAGUAUGACCGUGCCGUUUUUUUAGUUGCGCCUUUUUUACAGGUAGAGUUAAAGUUUUGGUGCAUCUGUUGAUAUCGUCUGAAAGAACGUUGAAAACGCUGUCUAUCGAUAUAGGCUUCGUGUGGUUAGGUUUAGAAUAGCGGGUUUUAUAAAGCUUCAAAGAUGACCAACUUUCGUCCCAGAAAAAUGCCAUUUGCGGGAAAUUUUUCUCUAUACAUGUAAUGUGAGCAAAAGCGCCGUCGACGCAUGGAACGCUUACAGAAGCUUACUGUGGUUGUGCACUGUAAAAAAAAUCCGUCGGAAAAGGGUUCAUCGUUUCAAAUCCCGUGAUUUUCCAACCCAUAUAAGAAAUUUGAAUAUGGAGAUUAUUGCAAACAAAAUGAUGCCGGUGCGCAAGAAAAGCUAGUUGUGAUGUUACACGUCUUGCAUAAAGGAGCUUCACUCAGUUUGGAACAAUUGUGAAGGAUCCAGAGAGAAUUUUCCCCUCGGAAUUAAUAAUAGAAUAUAAAAUUGGAUAAGGUUUAGUGUAAAAAUUUUUUGUUUUGAUUGAAAUAAUGGGCCGGAAAACGGCACGAUCAUACUUCUACGCCUAAUAUUUUUCCAUAUUCCCGUCCCUCUAUAUUCCCCUUUCCCCAAAUUUGAGCCAAUCUGCUUUUGACCUCAAUUCGAACACCGCUUCCUUUCCUUUGUCCUCUCCCUUUUACCAUUUGUCAUAUCCGUUAUAAAAGGCGCUAAAUACCUUCAUUAUCGGUGGAUGCGCGCAUAUAAGGACAUAAUGGAAUAAAGAGUACCGAAAAUAAUGUGAAACGAAGGGAUGGCCUUGUUUUUUGGGGAUACCGACAUUUGCGGGACAUUUCCGGCGAUGAUGGAGGUGGAAAUGGGGAAUGCAGUUUUUAGGUAUUUUCGAUAUGGCCGGGAUUUAAUAUCAUAGGGAUUUGGAGCAUGUUAUGUUGUCUUUUGUUUGUUUUGCAAGUUUUCAGAGGAAGUUGAAUGUAAAAAAUAUUGAAAAAAGCAACCUUUGUGUUGUACUAGGCAUCUGACGACAAAUCGUCAGAUUUUCUCACUUCUGAGUAUUCGUUUUUCUUUAAAUUUUGCCUUUAUACUCUAAAUAGAGCGUUUAUCAAUUCUGAAAUAUUCUGGCCAUUGUUUAAAAAAAACUAGUCUUUGCAGCAAUAUUAUACUCCUGAGUUACUGUAGAGCCUUCAGUUGCAAAACAGAAAUUGAAAGAUAGCAUCUUACGUAAUAGAAACAUGAUGAUUCGGUUUUUAAACACGAUUAUUAGCAAUUUUCUUGAUUGCAUUGACGAGUCACCCUUUCAGGAUCCUUCCACACACUAAAUCACCCCUCCUCGAUUCCUCAAACCAUCAAAUUUGAUCAAGAUUUCUCCAAAAACAGACCGUUGGAAGUGGCCAGAGACGUAAUUGUACCCACCAAACCGAGAAAAUCGAAUUUGAAUAGCAAGAAAAAGAAGAACAACGCCCGGCGGAAGCAUCGGAAAAAGGAUCGGAACCGGACCCGCCCCAUUAGCAUGCCCCUGGACGAUGAUCUGUUCAUCGAGCCCGCUGGCGAUUAUGAUGUCGUCUAUGGGGAUUACAAUACCACGUAAGUUCGAAACGAUUUUUUAAAACUUUUACUGGUUCUAGGGACAAUUUUAGAAAGCCUUGAAAAAAAUAUUUUCUUGAAUUUUUCACAGAAAAGUUCGUCUUAAAGACAUCUUUGAUUCCAAAAGAAAUAUUGGAAUUUUAGUUUCUCUUGAUCUCAAAGUCCAUUUUCAAUCGAUAACCUAAAAUUUUUGCGUAAUUUUGCGCCCCUCUGAAUGCGAUAAAAGUCACUUCCCCGGCAUUUGAAAGUAAAUUUAAAGCCAAAUCCCCGCCGAUCCUCCCCCGGGACCAAAUUGAGUUUGGGAGGGGUGAAAAAGAGGCGACAAUGACACGAGAAAUCUCCCAAAUUGCAAUUUUUGAUCAGAUAAACAUUGGGCUUGGGACAAGAGCUAUUUUAGAAAGGAAAUUGGGUUAUCUAACAACUCUUGAGCCGUAAAUAGUACUUUUUACAAAUUUGGUCUUUUAAAAAAAUAUUUGCCGAAAUGACUAAUAUUUUUUCUAAACGUACAUAAACUUUAAUUUUCGGCCGUUUUUUGCAAACACAGAUAUCAAAGGGACAAUCCCUGCGGCGAUUGAUGGAGUACACGCCAAAUCGGCCUCCAAAAGACGGAAAUGAGGGAUUGGGUGAUCCAAAUUUUAUUCUCUCAAUUUAUUUGAACGCUUUUCGAGGCUGAAGUCCAUGUUUUGCACUCGAGAAUUUGGAUUUUUUAAGAAAUCAGAAAAAAUUUUUGAUAUUUUAGAAUUUUUUCAGAGUUUGGCCAUUUCUGCAUAGCGCGGUUGGAAAGUUUGCGAUGUUCAUAAUCUUUAAAUUUUCGAGCGUUUACAUGAUCACAGAAAAGUUUUUUCCGAGAUUUUUCGAAUUGCAAGGCCUUGCGUCUCAACCGUUUCUGCACAGCGCGAUUUGCAAAAAUCGAAAAAAAUCAAAGCUUAUACUUUUUGUGUUUCCCAAGUAAUAAAAAAUAUUUUUUGGAUGAUGUAACACUCUAAAAUUUACCGUAAUCCCAAAAAACCUUCGAAAGAUAUUGCGAUAAAAUCCCGGAGAUUGUUUCAAUCCCGGUCCUUCGGGCCGAAACGCCAGUUCAUCAUUGCGAAUAAACUUGGUUGUUUUUUGAUGAAGACAGAGUAGGGGAUAUCCGAUUCGGACAGGCCCUCCGGGCGAAUCGCCGGCCCUCCCAAAACUUUUUCCACCCUGCCUCGCCCAUUUAUUUUUUGUUUUAUGGGUUUGGGUUCACAUUAGGCCAAAUUUAUGGGCCGUUAAUUAAUUUACAAUAAUUAGGUGCCUUAGGGCAUUAGAGGGGAAAUUUAUGGAUGAUGAAUGGAGGAUAGGUGCAAUUAGUCUGAUUACUUGUUUGAUUCGUCUUUUAUGACUAUUCUGUUAGGUAUUUUUUGGAGAUCGGGGAUAUUAAACGAUGUUAAAGAUGAGUACAAGUUCAAAGCGGAAUUUCUUUGAAGUUCUGGUCGGAUUGGGCCGAAAAUUGUUUCCAAUAGAAAGCCCAUGGAUCAGAGAGUUGUGUCAGUAUACAAAAUGUCAGCUAUCAACGUUUAUAGAUCGAUUUUAUCGAAUUUUUGAAUCUCCAAAUUAUUUCCUAAAAAUAGAAGAAUUCCAAAAAAGUGGGUCAUUCUGACCCAAUUUUGUCUCGAAAAUUUUAUCUCUCCUUCCUGAAAGGCUCUAUUAUCCUUUAUGCAAAUAUCCGACGACCCAACUCUAUUUGCAUUUCCAAAAAAUUAGAAAUUCAUAUUUUCUUUCCCGGAUGCCAAUUAUUUAUAACCCAAAACUUUGUAAAUGUUUAGUGGACGCAACCCCUAUUAUCCGGAGACUGUCAGCGGUCAGCUGCUUAAUUAGGCUCAACUUGAGUGGCAUGGCCAACCGAAAAAGUCUUCGCGGGCAGAGGGAUUUGCACGCGAUAAAUGACUUGGGGAAUUUUUGAAAGGCGCAAUUUGAGGCAACUUGGGGCUAGUGCCAAGAAUAUGGCUUGGAAAUUUAGGAUGACAAUUUUUUAAUAUACGGUGGGAGAUUUUAAAUCUUGCGCAAAUUAAAUUUUUGUAUUUUUUAAUAUUCCAAAGCUUAAUUUACAUGUUGAGCCAUAUUUAAUUGACAUUGGAAUGAUGUCAGCGGGUGAUCUUCAUCUUCAUUUAGCUCAUUUUGGCGGGGUUUUCUUUUAGGUUGAUUUUUGGCGCGGCAUGGGAAGAGAUAAAUUUUACAGGGUUAAUGGGACUAGUUCAAAAAUUUCUACUGCAACAUGAAAUUUGGGCACUAAAUUUUUACUCAAAAGGUCAUAAUUUUCAUUCAAAUUUUUUAAAUUUUGAUGUAUAUUUUUUUCGCAUCGUAUUUUACCUUUAUUAUAAUAUCCAUGACCUCUUCAAAAUCGCCUCUUCAAAUUGCAGAUCCGCCCUCAAUUUUGUGGCUCUCAUCCCUUUUAUUUGACCGAAAACAAAUUUGAGAUGGUCCUGAGUAAACCGAAACAGAAUUGGCCCAAUUUCGCUUCAAUUCUCUGUGCGGAACGGGGUUCGGUUUUCCAAAAAAGGGCAACUCAAAGCGGUCAGUAGAUUUGGGGGAAAAAGAGCCGGACUUUUCGGAGAAUUUAUUAUUUUGAGUCAUGGAGUGUUGGGCCAAGAUUUAUUGGGUGCAAACGGCGACUUUAUUGGGUUAUCGUGGAGAUUGCCGAGGGAAAUUCGGCUGUAUUUUAGUCAUCAAUAAAAUUUGUAGAGUCUCAAUUCAAAAUUUCCUUGCCUUCUAGGGCCCUUCAGCCAUCCGUUUUUUUAAAAUCUCAAUGUUUUUUGAUUGUAGCCAUCUAUGUUCUUUCAUGAUCUAAUGACCUAGUAUAACAUGCCCUAAAAUUUCGGUGCCUUCCCAAGUUUUAAAACCCCGACAGUUCUUUCCAAAUUUCCCUCGAAGGCCUUCUAAAAAAGGCUUAACGCGGAGUCUGACAAUUUUUUUGAUUUUUGAUGGAAAUUUGACAGUUUGUUUGGAACCGCUCAAAAAACAUAGCAUCCUCUUUUUUCUUGUAAAGAAGUGAUGUUAUUUCGUUGAGGGAAAAGAAAUUUUCAUAGGGGCUUGAGAUUUUUUUUGGGGAAAUGAUUGUAAAAAUUGAGUUUUUGGGAAAGUUUUUAUAAAGCUUUGUGACGUAUUUUGGAACGUACUAAGUUUUAUACAGGGGUAAAAUCUUGAUCAUUUCUUUUAGACCCAUUAAAUUUUCUAAAUUUUCAUUUUUCUCCUAAUUUGCCCGUAAUUUUCAUCUCCUCAUUUUAAUCUGCCCCAGGCAAUAUUUCUUCCCCAGAACACAAUGUCACCCUUUCCUUCCUAUUCUUUUCCUCUUUUCUUACACUAAACGACAAUCGGGAGGGGGUUAAGAUGAGUUAUGGGGUGGUCAGUUAGAGGUCCAUAUUUCUUCAUCAAAAGGAAGUAUGUGUUCGGAGGAACAGAAAGAAUCGCGAAUACAUAUCGAGACCGGGGCUUAGAUACUGCGUAAAUUCGAGAGAACCCAGAGAAAGGGAUGAGGGUGAAAUUAAAAUCGGAGAUUUUUUGUCAAGAUAAUUUCUGCUACCGUAUGCUGGGAAAAUUGGACAGGAAGGUACCUCAAAUGUGAUGACUCUUCAAUUUAUUGAUUUUUUGUAAGAUUAUUGUACACAUUUGCAAUGUUUCGCCUUGAGCUUCUUAUGUUUUGAGUAAAAUUUGGAGAGCUUACUGUAUUCCAUAAACAUCAAAGGUUACGCAACUUUCAAAGCAGCGCAAAGCCGGGUAAAAAUAAUUUGGAAGCGAGUUUUAAGUGCAUUAGCAACCGAAAAAGGAAGCUCGGCAUUACGAAAGCCAUGCAAAUGACAUCUACUGGAGCAUGAUAAUUAUGCAGAUGGAAGAGCGGAGCCGAGGUGGCAAGUAAUAGCGAAAAUACGUUAUUUAGGGAGCGCGAGGGCCAGCGGACUUUAUUUUUGAUAUUCAAAAUAAUUUUUUUUUAUAUUACACUUGCUACUAAAUUGAAAAUUCCAUUGAUCUCAAAAAUCACGAAUUUUUUUAUCAUUGCUUCCUUCACAACGAGGAUUAACGUCAUUUUCCCUUUCAAAUUCUGUUUAUCACCCGUUCCCUGUCCAAAAUUCCGGUUAUUAUUCCGAUAAAUCCUUUUUUCUCUUCUUCUCUGCCCUCUCCCCUCUUCCGCCGUUCACUCCACCCUCCAUUUUUCGUAUAUCGCCGAUUUUCGGGGGGUUUUGAGAUGUCAGUGUGCAAAAUUUUUGACAAGUUGGCGCCGUCCAAGGCCCCUUCGCUCUCUCCGCAACCCCCUCUGCAUUGGGGUGGGGGGAGCAGAAGGGAAGGGAGAACUUUCGUUAACGGCGUUAUUUAUGGGCUAUCGCCGAGACCAUUAAUAUAAUGAGCGAAUGUUGUUAGUGUUUGUUUUUGACGCAAUCAUGUUUGGGGUGAUUUAUGAUGAUUUGUGUGAGGAAAAAGUAGCGGAAGUUGCCGGAAGUUGCGGUUUAUGGAGAUUAGGGGAUUAGGGCAGGGAAUCGCUUAUAUCUCUUGUCUUAUUAUGAAUUUUGGAGCUGACUAGGGAUCCUAAAUCGUCCGCAAUGUAGUGGUAAUAUUGAUACAGUGAUAUCAUAACCUCAGAUGACCACCUACUUUGAUAUAAGAGCUCUUAUAUCACUUAUCAUAUCUUUCUGAUGACGCAAACAGGCACUGUCAUCAUCGAUAAUCUCACAGUUGUUCAAUUGAUAAGCAUUGUUUCUGUUUUUUUCCAAUCAGCGCCUCAAAACAUCAACAUAUUAUACUUGAUAUCAACUGAUAUUCCGGUUCCUGGAAUAAUGGUCUUUGUUUGUUAUAAAGAGGUCCUAGCGUCGAUAUACGGUGCCGGGUAAAGCAAAAAAUCUUGUCAGUGGUGAGAUAGCGUUGAUUUUUGAGAGAGCGAGAGAGAAAAGAAAGCGCUUUUAUUAAUUAAGUUUAUGCGAAACGGAAGGAGCAGGUCGUAAAUAAAAAUUUUAUGAGUUUUUCCGCCCUGCGAUUGGUGGUUAUGAGAGAGAGUGGACUUAGGAAGGGCUACUGUAACUAUUAGAGAGCUUUCUUAGGGCAUAUGUAUAUCAAAAUUGGUGUAAUGUCAUGCGUAAAGCUAUGCAUUCUGUGUUAAGCCCUGAAUGUGAAUAAUAAGCCCCAUUCUCAUACGAAAUUACGCAAUUCACCAUCUGUUGAGCUUGUCCUGAUCUCCCCAUCAAAUCCCAAAAAGUCAUUGUCUAAUCUUUCCCUCGUCCUCGUUCUGUAAGAUUACCCUGCAAUUUAACCCAGAUAUACAUGGUCUAUUAUUCAACUCUCCAUAAUUUCCCCUCCUUUGUUUUUUCGACCCAUUUUUCUAUAGGGUACCCUAAUUACGGGAUCGGGGGCCAAAUUGGGUUAAGAGUUUCUCUGGGAUAAUCCUGGAAGAGGAAUCUGCGUUCACUCGAGAGAAGAGGCUAAUUAGAGCGUAAUUAAGUUUUUGAAUAUGCAAAUUUGGGAUGAAAAAUUAAUAUUAGUUGAUUGAGUCAUCAGUAAUGUUAUUAUUAUUGUUAUUAAGCAAGGUCUAAAUGAGUCAAGGUCGAAUUUUAAUCCGUCUGUUAUUAGAUCGAGGCACUCGAAUCUGCUUUUGGUUUUUGAUAUGCGGAUUAAGGCGAGGAAAUACCGAAAAUAUUGAUAAGACCACAAAUUUCCUCCACUUUUCCACGAGUUUAGACCGUUUGUGGCGACUAAUUCCGAUUUUUUGCAAACUUAGAUAUCUAAGAUUGUAGUAGACAUGUCCUAUUUAAUCUAACGAUAGUUGGUGAUCUAUUUUAAUGUAAUCGUUUCCAUAAAGUCCCAUUUGCUCAAAUAUGGUCCUGUGUUUAUACAAAGGCCUUAUAUGGACUGAAUGUGGACCUAGAUUUCCUCCCAAAACGCUCCGGAUAAUCCGCUGCAUCUUUUUGGCACCGCAUCCACUUUUUCCCGUCGCUUUUGUGGGAAAGUGCACUUGAACGCUGCAUAAAGUGCCAAAAAGUCAAAGGUGAAUGUAAUAUUCGUUAUGACACGGGUUGUUUUACUUUGCUGGUUUUUGAAAAACUGGAAAAUUUUAGGGGUCGAUUUUUUUGUCUGUUAAAAAUUUGGGUAAUCGGAAUUUUUUUGACACACCUUUUUAGCGCUUCUUCAACGGUUUUUCUGACGAGAGAGUACCAAAAAUGAGGAGAGGCGAUCAGAGAAAAAAAAUUGACGCUUGUUCAUUUUAAAUUCCUCAAGGACAAAAGAAAUUUUGUAGAAAUUUUACGCGAAAAUUUUUGAAGAAAUCCCGAUUUUUUAAAAAGAAAAAAAUUUUUUGGUGUUUUCUGCAAAGCGCGAAAUUACUAUUGAAAUCCGAAAAAACGCAUAAGAAUGACCUGUGACCCUUUGUGGUUUACCUAUAUCCCCAAACAUACCUAAACGCCCAUCGUUGAGUGCACUUGAAUGCCCUGCACUUCAGAAUGUUUUCUUUUCAUCGGGUUUAUAAAAAUGAUAUUCCGAUGGGGUUUAUGGGGUUGCGCAAGACCUUAAUGUUUAUUUAAAGAGGGCUCGGCUUUCAAAUUUCUUUGAAAUUUAAUGGCUUUGGCUUCGUUUUAAGGCUUUAAUUUUGGAAUUCGAAUAAUUUUCCAAUUCCGAAAUUACAUUUUAGAUGAAAACUUGUAAUUUUUUCGCAUUUUUCACUUUAUUUUAAUCGAAAAGUCCUAGAAAAGGUCGAAUUUUCGGGGUUCGACUACGUUACUAACCUAAUUUCGCAAAAUGCCCUGAGGCAAAAUUACUUUUCAACCAGAAAGAGUAAGGAUUUCCCCGAGUAUUUUUUUGCCAUUAAAAGCCCCUUUUUUGAAAAUAUUCUUAAUUUAAUCCAAAAUUUCGACUGAAUUCAAUCCUGCCCUCAGGCUAAAGACCCUCUCUAAUGUUGUUUAUCCGAUGCAUGGAUGCCAUUUCAUAUAAAAUCUCGGCAAAUCAUCGAAUUCUUGAUGAUUUUUCGUGCGAAAAUUAUGUUACACUUGAUCAUAACCAAAAAAUUUUUGAGCAAAAUAUUCUGUGUUGUAUUUUGAACGGUUUGUUUAUUUAUUUCCCCCAUUUCCCGAGCCAACUGUUUUCUUUUGAGGUCAUAAACAUUGUUUAUGCCUUAUAUUAUACUAAAAAUUUUUUGAAAAUUUAAAAAAGGCUAGUCCGAUCGUUAAUUUUUCAAAUUUAUUGAAUAAGAUUUUACUCAAUAAUAACCGAUUUCCUUUUCAGAAUGGACGAUGGAACAGGGAAGCGUCCGUACAUUCGACUAAAUUCCAAUCUCCCCAAUGUCACAAGGCACACUGGAGGUGAAGUGAGGCUGAAAUGCGAAGCCGUAGGAUCUCCUCAACCGCUCAGUUUCACGUAAGUUCAAGUUUGACCGUAAUUUUGCGGAAUUUUGGGAAAUUUGAGGAAUUCCAAAAAACCCGUCAUAGCUGACCGAUUUAAGGCUCUAAAUUAAUAUAAAAACAAGACCCCUCAACGUUUUUUUAUGUUUGUUGACCCCCGGAGUCACAAUCAGCGAUCUUGCUACCGUUUAAUGUCGUUUUAAAGCAUGUCAUAAUGACGGAUUUUAUGGAUUUUCUUCGAUUUUUUCUUUUUUCCUCUAAAAAUUUUUUUUAAAGUUAGAACUUGUUUUGCAAUGCUUGUAAGCUCGAAAGAAGAGUAGUAUUGACUGUGAAUAAUUUCAGAUGGCUCAAAAACCAUGCCCCGAUUGAGAAAAGUCGAAAAGUGAAAGUCCGAAACCGCGAAUUCUGGUCCAAACUGGUCAUAACCGAUCUGGAUGUCCUCGACAGCGGCUAUUAUCAAUGCACAGCCAGCAACAGCGCCGGAUCUGUGAAUACAACAUCAGUUUUGAGGGUAAGUUCCCAUUUCGAUUUGAUUUUUUUAACUUUUUGGAGAAAACUUAUAUUAUCCAUGACGGAAAUCUGUGGUUUUGCGAAAAACAUACGUUAUGCAUGCGUUUAGUCGGCUAGUAUGCCUUGUCUAAAACAAAAAGCAUGUGGUUUCUGACAAUUUGCCUCCCGUUUCCGAGUCCUGGAUCCCUUAUCUCCGCCGUUUUACCAUCAAUAAUCACAUGUAGCAAAAUGCGCGGCAUGUUUGCCUAAAUUUGGACGGCGUUUCGAAAGACAAUGUCCUUUUCCAGACCGUUCCCCGGAGGGCAGUUCCUCUUCUCCGCGGCUCAAUUUUUUCCUCGUUCCAAACUCUUUGUGGUCAAAGGUCGUACAGCUGUUUUUUGGAGGGCCGGGGAAACGGCUCGAUUUGUACUCCGGCAUGUUCGGCUCGGGUUUUAUGGCCAGAAAAUUUAUUGAAUUGAUCAAGCGUUUUGGCGGAUUUUACGAUUUUAGUGGGGGUUGGCGGAAGUUUGAGGUGUUUUAUGAGUAUUCUGGGAGUUUUAAGUGUUCUAGUUACUGAAAAAAAUAAUAUUUGGAGCGUCUGAACCAAUUUUUUUCCUUUGAAUGGGUAUAUUAGACUUGAUUAGAGUCUUCAAAAGGGUUGGAGAACGGAUUGGGACAGAAAUAAUUGGAUUUUCUGGCCGAAAACAGCUUCUCUAAUAUUAUACUAGACAAGAAUUUGCAAAUUUUGCAAAAAAUAGUCCAGAUCUUGAGAUCUUGCAAUUGUUUUCCCCCGAUUCUGCCUUUGACUCUUACCCGAGCUCUUCCUCUUUGCCCUUAGGCAGUUUCCCAAUUUACAACAGCCUAAUUAGCCCCCGAUUUUUUUAUGAAUUUCCUUCCGAUCACACCCUAAUUUUUUUAUGAUUCCCACCGCUGAUAAACGCAGAUUGCCCUUAGGUGAGGCAAAUAAAUUAGCCCCUGAUAGUGUGCUGAGCGUCCACUUGGGAGAGAAAAUAUUCGAAAAAACGAAGGCGAAGAAAAAUUGAUGGGGCGCUUCAUUUAUCAAUCGACGCUUUCGCUGCUCGGACAGUGAGUGAGUGCCGUGAGGUCGUCGGGGACGAAUGGAAACUCCCAUCCUCCACUUUUUUUGUUCGAAGAAUGGAGUUCGGCUGAUUUGUGAACUACCCUUUUAUUUUAUGGGAAAGUUGUAAAAAUAAGUGGUAAUAAGAAUGUUGCGUUCCGGCUGGAGGUGGCUUUUUUGGAGCGAGAGUAUGAUCAUCGAAUGGUUUGACCUUUAGAAGGUCUUGUCUCGGGUUAUGAGUUAUUUGGAGCGGUUUUUGUCUAGUGUAAUCUCUGUAAUAUUCACUUUAUGGUUGGUUGUUGAAAAAAGAGGUAAUUGGGACAUCGAAAAUUAUGCAUUGAUUGAAGGUAUAUGAGUUCGAUUUUUGUCUACUCUAAUAUCAAAAAUUCAUGUUUCUAACAGAAAAAAUCUGUAAAUCAAUUUCCGACGGGCAGUAUGAUCUUUGAAAAUGCCUUUAGGGAAAUUGUUAAGGCUGUUUAGCGCUUUCUGGAAUUUUUUUUACCUAGUGUAAUAUCAGAAUUGAUAAAAAUUUCUUACAAUUUUUUGCCAAGAUAUUUGCAAAUGAGUGUUUCGAUCAACUUUAGGGCUUUUCAAUUCUUAAAAUACUGUGAUCACUCCCCUAUAGCCACCUCAUCAUGUCAGUUAAAGAGUAAUUGUCAAAGCAAAGAUUACUCAGCCAAUGACUCUCUUCUUCAUCCCAUUCGCUUUCUUUUCCCAUUCUUCUGUUUUCGAAAUGGAUGAGCACCGAAGAUUUUGGGGCGAUCCACUGACAGCCGAUAUGAGGAAUGAGGGGCGCGCGCGGCCCGGGCUAUGGCCCAACUGCGAUUUUUAAUUAUGUUUUGCGCUUUGAAAAGAUCUUCGGUUGUAAUCGAAAAUGGACAGGGAAAUAAAUGGGGUUUCUAUGGGCUGGGAAAGGGAGCUAGAGACUUUUAAAGUUUCAAAAAUGGUGUUAAAGAGCCUUAAAAUACCUAAAGUAAUAUAAAAAGUCAUAAUUUGUGACUUUUUAUAUUAUUUUAUGUAUUUAUGAGCAUUUUUUUUACUUUUUAAUGACUGUAAAUAGUCUGAAUGUGCAAAUCAGAUCUUGUACUGAAAUACGAGCCCAAAAGUAUUAGCCGAUUAGAGAGAGGCGUCCAAAAAUUUUAAUCGCCACUGAUCAGAACCAGAUGGUGGCUCAUUUGCGGGUUGGUCGCCUCGAAAGAAGCCUCGCAAACGGUCGAAAAACGCUGCGAAAACACUUUGGGAAUAGAUUUGGGUGGUCUCGAGUAUUGUAAAUUCUUUCCCGUUUGAGGCCAUGUUAUCGCGAGUUUACGACGGCCUGUUUAAGAGUGAUAAAGCGUCGCGAUUGACAGAUUAGACUAGUUUCAUCUCAUCAGCUGAGGUGCUCCAGCUGGGUUUUCUCUGUUCGAAAUCUAAAUUUCCUCCUGUCUUAUCUAUUUUUAGCGCGAUUUUAAUGCAGUUUUGCCCGUUUUUUCCCACGCUCAUAAAACGAACACAUGAUAUCGCUGAUCAUGGCUCAUUGUACUGACUCAGGUACUUCUUUCGUCCCAAAAUCGCUUAUUACUGUCAUAAAAGCAUCUUUUUUACAGUAAUUUCCACGAAAUUUUUCUUUGUCCUUGGAUAAGAACAAUACAAGUUUUUUUGAACUUGUUGGAGCUUAUGCGAAUAAAUGGCCGAGGAUUUGAGCGCCCUCAAUCUUUUUCUGAAUUUUUAAUGAGUUUCAUUUCACUCUUUAGUCAGUUUUUGCACACUCGGAUCAUAUAUUGUCUAUGGGCUCAUUCUUCCCGGGGUUUGUUCGUUUCGCUGAGAAUGCUGUUGUUGGAUAAAUGGGCGAAAAAUAGGAGGAUGUGAGGGGAAUUUGCAUAAUUUUGGAGAGAAAAAAACGUGAUUGAAGCCGGUUUUUGUUGGCUAUCCUAGAAACUGUCUAUUAUAUGGUUGGAAUCAAAAUUUUCAAAGAAUUUUAGUUUAAUAGAAGGCUAAAGUCUUUCGAAAGUUUUGGUCUUAACUUUAUAAUAGACUUUGUGAUUACGUAAGGUCAUUUUUUUACAGUUUCAGACUGUAAUUUGCCUCCGAAACGGCCGAAAUUGGACGGAAUUUGAAAAAUAAUAGAGACCACCCAAGUUGCGCACGAUUUAUUUUGUAUAAACGCCGAUCCGCGCUUUGUUUCCCCCAAAAAAUCUAAAACAAUGACUCAAAAAGGAUUCGAAUUUCCUGGCCAAACUAAUUCCGUGUGUGGUAAUUAGAACAAUACGCCGAUUUUCCGAUGAUUCUUUUGAUUUUCGGAAGAAUUUUUCCCGUUUUUCGAUUCAAGCUUUUACUCGUUUUGAAUUUGGGGUUUCGAAUUUUCCCUGUGAAUUCGAAUGGAAAAGCAUUUUUAUUCUCCAUGUUUGGCCAGAUCUGCAUUGGCCAAGCCGCGUUUCCUCCGUCCUUCCUCUUUGGCCUGACAGAUUUCGGCGUCCCAAGAAAUAAACUGCCAAAUGUCGCGCGAUCAUUCCGGUUUGCCGGCGAUUUGAGUGGACUUUUUGGAUUAUGGCCAGAGUUUUGAGGGGUAAUCUGGCCUGGCCAAAUGAAAGAUUGAAGUUGCUAUAAGUGAUUGGGUUUUUUCGGUGAACCCGCCUUGCUGGCCAAGGAUAAUAUGGAUUUGUGUUGAGAAACGGGUCUUUGUUGCGUCUACUAAGCGCAUGGAUCAUUCGUAAGGCCUAAGAAUCUGUCCAGAACAGCCCUCUUGACCUUAUCCUUGAUCCAACUCGCCCCCGGCUCUUUGCAACUUUCGUAGCCGCCCGUUCCCACAGGCCACCGCCUUAAAAUCCAUCCCGAAUUUGCCUAAUCUCAUUCUCAUUGGGCCCAUCCCGCCAAAUGAAUUGAAAUGAGCCGCAAAAGGGAAUUGGCACCGCUGAAGGAUUAGGGCCAACGAAAAAACAAAGCAGCGGUCAUUCCCGAAAAGAAGCCGCCCCCUCCUCGGUGCGGGCUCCCAGUUGAAUUCCGCAAUUGAUUUGGGGUGACCCUGGGACAACACUCACACCAGAUUGUCCAAAUUGGAAAAGCGAGAGCGGGCGGAAUAUAAGGAAAAGUUAAUUUCGAGAUAUUUCGAAAGUUAGGGGGCGUUUGGUUGGGUUUGGGUAGAGUAAAGCCGUUCGGAGGUUUGAAUGAAAAGAAGAUUGUCUAAUUUUUUCGUAUCUCCCACGUUAUCAAGGCUUGUGCAAAAAAACAGCGUGUUUAAAUGGACCUAUUUAUUGAAAUCCAAAAAAAUACAAGUUCAAUUCUAACAACGGUUAAGGCGCGAAACCACCCAUUUUAAUCGAAUUCCUAAUGAUUUCCAAACCCCCUCAGGCCAAGUUUCAACCGAGUCUAUGUUUUGACUGAGCUCGCACUUUCCUCGGACCCCCAUAAAUUAGCGUUUUGUCUUGGCGAUGGAUUUAUGGCGGGCCGAGAAAAUUGAAUGCCUAUCGCCGGGCGGGGAUUAGAACUCGAGUCGAGAAUGAUCAGGGUGUUUAAGCCAGGUCGUUAAGUGGUUUUAGAGGCUAAUUUUCAAAGUUUACUGGGAAAGUGGGUGAUAAUAGAGGAAUAAUUAUAAAUGGGCUAUUUGGGUGGUAUAACAUAUUUUUUUUGCUGUAUCAGGUUAAGAAUUGUUUGGAACUGUCCGUAACUUGAUGAAUAGCUUGUUCCUUGCGCCUUCCCAUAUCCACUCCCCUUCUGUUAGCCACUGGUAACUUGACCUCGAGUCUUCGACGGUUGCGCAACUCCCGUAAACCCCCGUUUUAAAGCUCGCUGACAGAUAUUGAUAGCUUCUUUAUGAGAAAUAUGUCGACGGAAUGCGCUCUAAGGUAAUGUUAGAUCAUAUUUGAUUUGAUAAGGCUGAUUGUUGAGGAAAUUUUUGUCUGUUUUGGAUUGUUUUGCAAGUUCUCUCGGGGUGAAAUUACAAGGAUAAGGUUUGCGAAGAGUGUUGGGAGUUGUUGUGAGCAGAUUGCGAGCAUAUUGGGUAUUUAGAGGCGUGAGAGUGUUGAGAAUGGUCAGAAGGGAUCGUAAAAAGAAUUCGGUAAGGUUGGUUGGGUCACGGUUAAGAUGAUUUUUGUCAAGGAUAUACUCUAAGAGGGAUUUUUGGGCAUUACUUUUACUUUGUAUGACAUAAUUAUUGUCAUGGAUAAUAUAAAUUUUGGUGUUUUUUAUUAGUUUUUGGGGUUUUCUUGAAGCUAUUAAGAUUUUUUUAAUAGUUUUAGGAUGAUUUUUGUAAGCUUUGGACUUUAUUUUUUCAUGAAUUAAUUUCAAUUUUUUUCAGGUGAACACCGCUCCCCCGAAUGCCAAGCCCAAGCCCUCGACGUCGGUGAACAAGCACAAGAACAUCGAAUUCGACGAGGAGUACGGCGAUUAUUUCGACGAGAAUCAACGGGCCGGCGACAACUUUGACGACAUGUUCAAGGUCCCCGAUGCUGCCGGCGGCCACGGCUACGCGCCCAUGCAGGAAAUGGCCAACGAACGAUGGCUGGACGGCCGCACCCUCACCAAAGGCCAAUGUGUCCCGUACAUGGGAAGGGCGUGCUCCAACUUCCUGAGCGGUCGAUAUAUUAUGAUCACAACGGAGAACAGGGACGAGAUAUACGAUGUGGACCAUCAUAUCUCGGCGGCCAUGAUGUUCAUUCACAAGAUGCCGGAUGUCAGUGAGCAAUGCAAGAAAUACUCACAUGCCGUCGCGUGCUAUCAUCGCUACAAAGUCUGCGAUCAGAGCUCGAGCUCGUAUGGAGCGGCGGAAAACGUGGUUUCGUUGUGUAGACCUGAUUGCGAUGAACUACAGGUAAGAAUUUUGAAUUUUUGAAGAAAAAAGAGUGGUCCAAAAGAGGCAUUCUGUCGAUAUUUUGCAGUUUUUUUGAGACGUUUUUUGUGAUUUUAUUACCUAUUUUAAUAUGCAAUCUUUCAUUUGCAGUCCGCCGUUUGCCCCAAAGAGUUCGCCAUGGCCGCUCAACACGAACUGAUUGGGGAUGGCCCCAAAUCCCUUCUACCUCGAUGUGACACGAUCUCCCCGGACGCCUCUCAUUGCAUCCGAGUCCUUAACCCAACCCCCUCAGGCGGCCUCCCCAAAUCUCCGAUUGAAACCAUCCCUGAAACGGAUCCAUCGGCCGGCAAAUUCAGCCAUUGGUGUUAUGUGGACAGUGGCCGCAAAUACGAAGGAAACGCGGCCACAACAGUCAGCGGCAAAGUCUGUCUCCCGUGGAGAGACAGCCCGUCGUCCGAGUUCCAUCCCACCGCCAAUAAACGCCUCAGGAACGCGGGAAAUCACUGUAGAAAUCCGGGAGGACCCAUUAGCCAACCAUGGUGCUAUGCGGCUCAAACUGGACUCCCAGAGCCGUGUGAUGUCAAGAAAUGCCCACCCAACUUUUACCCGGAAUUCUCAGACUCCGCUCCGGAAAUGGGCUCCGGCUUCAUCGAUGACAUGUCCCGGACUUGGCAAGGCUUCAGCCCACAAACUCAAUUGAUCUCAGCCGCUUCGUUUGGAGCGGUUCUGUUUGCUAUCUUCCUCUGUCUUUGCUGCGCUUGCUUCUGCCGGAAAAAGAAGACAAAAUCUUCGGCCUCGACCUCGGCAACAACCACUGGUGGCCACAGCACCGUGACCUCGUCGAUGCUCAAUAAGAACGGCUACUUUGUACAGAGCAUGAAUGGAGGCUCUUCGAUUGCCAACUCGGCCGUCAACGCCCAAUAUUACAAUCGAGGCCAGCCCCCACCGCCGAUGAUGAUGGCCCAACCCAAUUAUGAAAUGAACUCCCUCCUUCAUCCUCGCCACGCCGCCCCUGGAUCCGCAAUUCAUUCGAUCGGAUCGCAUCCCUACGCGACAGCACAAGCAGCCUCCCACAUGCAAUUGUACAGCCCUCAUACCUCAACCGAUCCCUCAGAGCAAUCCAUCUCAAUUAUCAACGAAAAUCAGGUAAUGAAGUUGAUAAGGAUAUAAAAUAAUAAAAAUCUCUGUGUAUAUACGAUAAUAUGUAGUUAGUAUUGUAGAAAAAUAAAUUUUAAAUCAUCGAAGGAUAGGAUUUUUUGAAAUUUUUUGGAAUUUGAGGGAAGGGGACAUUUUAUACGAUGAAUUCUUUAUUGGGGUUUUACGGUGAAAUAGGGGUAAAUUAAGAGAAUUGUGUAGGAAAUAGUGACCUAUAUUAUUUAAAAUACGCUACGAUUUUUUUGGUAACAAUUGGUGGCCUAAAUUUAGAAUAACUUUUUAAAAAUGUCUUCAAAAGAAUCUUAAAAAUCAAUUUUUUUAAUUAUCCAAUCUUAUAGAUCACGAUUGAAAAUAAAAUUGGUGAGGACAGCCGAGAAGUGAUCUACCAAGGAGAAUACACACCACCAAAGGGCUUUGAUCACACUGCAAAGACCAUAAAAGUCGCAAUUCGGAUGCUUCAAUUGGGCUCGUCCCAGCUGGAAAUCGAAACUUUCCGAGAAGAGAUCCGCGGAUUGGCCAUGUUCGAGCAUAUCAAUGUGAUCCGAAUGCUGGGUGUGACAUACAUCGAGCAGAAUACGAGAAUGGGAGCGGUCUUUGAUUACGAUGUGAAUGGAAAUUUGGUUCAAUAUCUGAAGCUGAGGGAACCAAGGGGAAAUGAGUAAGUUUGGAGGGGCAGAUGUAGGCUGUAUCUUUGCGAAUUUGGUUUGAAAAAUUGGGGUUUUUUAUGGAAAAGAUCAAAAAAUUAAAAAGAUUUUUUGGGAUGUCCUCUGCGACAAAAAAAUUUCCUGUAACCUUGAAAGCUAGACUUUGUCUUAUCAAUAUUUUUCCAAUUUCAGAUCGGAAGAAGAACGCUGCCGCAACUACGAGGACAUGUGUAAGAUCGCGGCCCAUAUUGCCGGAGGCAUGGAAUACCUGGCCAGCCAAGGCUUUGUUCAUCGAGAUUUGGCCGCCAGAAACUGCCUUGUCGCCAACCAAAUGGUCGUCAAGAUCGCCGACUUUGCCAAGUAUCAACAACAAUAUGAUCACGACUAUAUCAUCAUGAACAACCAAGCAAAACUCCCGAUCCGGUGGAUGGCCAAGGAGGCGUUUGAAAUUGGAAAUGAAAAGACAGAUGUUUACUCGUUCGGAGUGACGUUAUGGGAGAUUUACACGUUCGCUCAACAACCUUAUGGACAUCAGAGUGAUCAAGAAGUUAUCGAAAAGAUUACAUACCGAGAUGUGUUGCAGUGCCCAGCCGGAUGCCCUACCAAAAUUUAUGGGUAAGAAAUCUUAAUUUUGGGUUUGAAAUUUCCACGCCUCUUUUAUGCAAAAAUUUAGGAGAGCAAGCGUUAAAAUUUAAAUUUUAAAAUUCAAAUAUGAUUUCUAUUGUUUCAGAUUGAUUGUCGAAUGUUGCAAUGCCAUCCAGGAGCGUCGUCCCACCUUCCGAGAACUCCAUCAACGCCUCCAAGUAAUGUCCGCCUUAGGGCAUGCCGCCUAUGGCACAGCCCGCGCCAGCUCAGUCCAUUCCGGCGGAUCCUCGGGCCAAUCCGGCCAAGGGAUGAAUAAUGGAUUCGUGAAGGGCUCCCUAGACGGAGUAAAUCAAUUUGGCAACCCUAUGGUCCCCUCCCCCGCACCCCAUGUCACUAAAAUGGCUAUGAUGCCCGGUCAGAACAGUGUAAUGCACAGUACCCCGAUUGGUCAUCGAUCUCCGAGGUCGAGAGCACCCAAUGAUCAAGGGGAAGACACUUCCCCGCUGAUGAGAAGGAAACCCUAUGAGGCUUACACUUCGGACUCGGCCUCAGAAGAUUAG
Bursaphelenchus xylophilus (pine wood nematode) is the source of this 26159-nucleotide messenger RNA. Lineage: Eukaryota; Metazoa; Nematoda; Chromadorea; Rhabditida; Aphelenchoididae. The record is from the annotation of a GenBank genome assembly.